AUGUCUGCAUCUCAACAAUACUGGCUUCCAGGAUACGGUCUAUCCCGUCAUAUUGUCCUAGGGCAUAUCCACUAUUUUCUCGGCCCGAGUGCAUCGGUCCGGCCGUUUAGUUACCAGGGGCGCGAAGGAUAUCUUAUCACAGGCCCACCUCUUACACGGGAACAAAUCGACGAUCUGGCUGCUAUGUCUCGAGAGUAUGAGAUGCAGGAAGCACUUCGUAUGGCGAACCAGAACCAGAACAAUAACGGUAUCUACGCUAGUAGCCAUGUUGAUUCGCGCCAGUCAUCUUCAGAGCCCUAUAUCAAUGAGUUGAUCCCGGUUGACAACUCUCGACCUCGCAGACGCGCAGAACCGGAGGCCAGAGGAGCUCGUUGA
Messenger RNA from Penicillium angulare, 375 nucleotides. RefSeq lists its product as uncharacterized. The record is from RefSeq and is a predicted model, not a curated record. The transcript is spliced from 3 exons. Lineage: Eukaryota; Fungi; Ascomycota; Eurotiomycetes; Eurotiales; Aspergillaceae. Bases 1 to 375 code for a protein of 124 amino acids.